Molecule: messenger RNA, 832 nt
Organism: Saccoglossus kowalevskii
Lineage: Eukaryota; Metazoa; Hemichordata; Enteropneusta; Harrimaniidae
Product: proto-oncogene tyrosine-protein kinase ROS-like
Biological process (GO): protein phosphorylation; regulation of TOR signaling; multicellular organism development
Cellular component (GO): plasma membrane; signaling receptor complex
Molecular function (GO): ATP binding; protein binding; transmembrane receptor protein tyrosine kinase activity
Source: RefSeq, a predicted model, not a curated record
AUGGCGGAUAUCGUAUCGCCUCGGGCGUUAACAUCUGAACUCUCACCUUAUAUCGUCAUAGCAACACAGAGUUCACUAUCAGUAUCAUCCCUCAAUGGUGAACAGAAAGAAGAGGUUUACAGUGUAAACCGGGAUAUUGCAGACAUUGAUUGGUUUGAAGAUAGUAUUUACUGGUCUACUUCUGAUGGUUCUGUUUAUUAUAUGAACAAAUCAUGUUUAAAUGAUAGCUUAACUAAGGUUGAAUUAGAUACAGUUAAAGCCAUUGCAGUUGAUUGGUUCUCUGGUAUGUUAUAUUGGGUCAACCACAAACAUAGUGUGAUAUAUCGAUCUUUAGUUUUUGAAGAUGGAACCCUGUUUGAUACAGAGCAUGUGAUGACAUCGUCUGCCACAGACCUAGCAAUAGAUUCUAUGCAUGCAUAUUUGUACUGGACUACAUUGAAAACAGUAGAGUGUUCAAGGCUGAAUGGAGACAAUCAUUUUACGUAUCAAACAUCACCUGACUUCAGUGGGGAAACUAUAAUUGGAUUAACACUCAACUUUGAUGAUGACAAACUAUAUUGGUUUGUUCAUACAUCUCUUGGGCUGCAGUUGUAUCAGUCAGAUUUAGCACAUCGCAGUGUUCAUCUAGUUGCAACAGUAAAGAAAUUAUUUCUGGUGAAUUCAUCUACAAUGACACCUGCUUUGCAUUACUAUAGCAACAGACUGUUCUGGUUAAAUGAAUAUCAUCAUGUUGUUAUCAGUACAUUGUCCAGUGAUGACAUUGCAGUCAUGCCAUUUAGCAAUGAAGUCUUUGCUCUUGGUAUUAUUCAAUCUACACUACACCCAGUACCUG